Molecule: messenger RNA, 789 nt
Organism: Humulus lupulus (European hop)
Lineage: Eukaryota; Viridiplantae; Streptophyta; Magnoliopsida; Rosales; Cannabaceae
Exons: 2
Coding region: 1-789 (262 amino acids)
Source: RefSeq, a predicted model, not a curated record
AUGUCCCACAUAGAGUAUGAUCGAAGAAAGGGCACCCCAUUCGUUAAUAGAAAUUUUGUGGCAAACAUCCUGAGUAAAUUCAAAAUGCCAGUUCUGCCCAACUUCACUGGAGGAGAAGAUCCAGUAUCUCAUCUAAACAAGUUUAAGAUACAAAUGAACAUCCAGAAGGUGUCUGAAGAUGCUCGAUGUAGGAUUUUUCCAGCCACAUUGUUUGACUCUGUUCAGGAAUGGUACUUCAACUUCUCUCCAGUCAGUAUAUUUUCUUGGGAGAUGUUUGUGAAUGAGUUUUACAAACAAUUUUAUGUUUGUUGGGUACAUAAAACAGAGGCUAAUCAGCUGGUCGACAUUCGACACAAGGAAGGAGAAACUCCCAAGGAGUAUAUGCAGCAGUUUAUCCGAGCAGUUGCUCAAACCAAAACUGUUGGAGACGAGGGAAAGAUGAUGGCAAUCACAGCUGGAGUGCAAUGCAAUUCUCCCCUCUGGAGGAGUUUGCAGAAGAAUGGAGUCAAGAGCACUCAAGAAUUUUUAGAUCAAUCAGACAAAUAUAUCAAGCUCGAGGAGACCAUAGCCAAUGAAGGAAAGUCCCCAAAGGCCGACCAGGGUAAUAAGGAAGACUCGACCAAAGCCCCCAAUGGGUCUAGUAAACCCAACAGCAACGGCAAAAGUAGAAGUAAAAAUGGGGGGAAAGGGGCAAACACUAAACCAACGACAUCUGAUAGCAAGCGCCCUAAACAAAAUAGAUACAAACUAAGAAUGCAGCCUUCAACGAAUGACUCAGGGACAUCGUGA